GGCCUUGAACUGGCUCUUGCGCUGCGUGGAAAUCACCGGAUGAGAGCGGCGGGCGCGGGGUUUCAGGGGACGGCUCUCUUCUCUAGACGAACGAGCGCGCGCGGCUGCGGCGAGCAGCGCGCGGCUGUGGGAAGGGCGCUCGCCGGGCCCGGCCCGCCAGCGCUGCGCUGCGCGUCGUUUCGGCCGCCAGGCUCGCCACAGAGGGAUUGGGUAGGGCGCGUGCUGCGGACGCCGAGAGCCUCGCGUCGCUUGGCCUUGCGAACCCGCUCAUAUUUGCUUAAUUUCUUGCCUCUACUGAGCCCUCCUGCCCUGGCUUUAGGCUCUGCGCGGGCGUGUGUGGAAGGUCUCGGCUAG
Molecule: messenger RNA, 354 nt
Organism: Pelagomonas calceolata
Lineage: Eukaryota; Pelagophyceae; Pelagomonadales; Pelagomonadaceae
Source: the annotation of a GenBank genome assembly